CCCACCAUGGCCUCCCGCAGCGCGGGCACCUUACUGACCGAGUUCAAUGCCGCCUACGUGCCCCCCGGCCUCAUGCCCGGGUUAUGUUUCUUGCAAAUGAGUUUCUGCAUCAGCGCGAGUGCUGCCACCGAGAGAGGGAGAGAAGGAGACCCAGCCAUCAUCGAGGCACUCAGGAGGAGCCAGCAAAAGGGCAGAGGCAGGUACCAAGGUCAUGUCCCCAGUGUGGCCUUCUUCGGCUCCCCCUAUGGCACUACCACCCUCAAGUACUUCCAGGACCAACGCCACGCUGCCCUGGAGAAGAGCCACACUCCCUUCAGCAAAGGCGGCCACUUCCCGACCCUCUUUUCCUCCAACCCCGACCUGGUGCUGAGUAAACGCUCCCACACCCGGGACUGCUGGCUGCACACCCCCGUCUACACCCACUUCAACCUGGAUAGUGACCGCUCCGCCCAGCUCGCGGGGUUCUACCAGAUAGCACAGCAGCAUCGGAAGUACUAUCUAGACAAGACGGGCAUGGUGCCCCGGGUCCCCUACUUCGUGCUGCCUGUGAAGGAGUGGGAACGGUACCCCCUCCCCACCGAUCUUCCUCCUCUGACCCCAGAGAAGAAGUGGCACCUUUUAAGAGUAUCCCCUGAGAACCUGAAGACCUACCAGAUGUUCCCCUCGGGGAAGAGGGUCUCCCCACACGAGCGGCAGAAGAGAGAUCGCUACUUUGAGUUCAGAGCGUGAUGUCUGAGAGCCUGGCUCUGACCAGGUUGACUUUUUGGAAUAAAAUCUUUAGCC
Molecule: messenger RNA, 783 nt
Organism: Zalophus californianus (California sea lion)
Lineage: Eukaryota; Metazoa; Chordata; Mammalia; Carnivora; Otariidae
Gene: CIMIP2C
Product: family with sequence similarity 166 member C
Exons: 6
Coding region: 7-729 (240 amino acids)
Source: RefSeq, a predicted model, not a curated record